AAUGAAUAUUCAUGAAUAUUCAUUUACGUUCUCUGACGCACAUACAUAAGUUGGAAAAAUUGCCUAUUAAAUGUUUAUUUUACUAUGAAUUCUGGGGUUUUUACCGAUAAUACAGAUUUUUAAUUCAGAAGGCUUUUCAUAAUUAUAAAUUUGUCAUAUCAUAGAAAUUGAAAACAUAAAUCUAAAUAGGUAUGCGCAACGAUUUUUCAUAUAGGAAUAUUCGUUGUGUCUAUUUAUAGCAUUUCGCAUAUUGUGUGGUGUAUUUUUCUUUUUCGAAGUUAUAUUUUUCGAUGUUCCCUCAUCUGGAACUACAAAUUAGUACUCAAAAAGUUUUCAGUUAACAUUUGCUCCUUCUCUAUUCAUCAACAUUCUCUGGUAUAAAGAAUUGCAAUAAAUUAUACAAUUUAAUAAUUUAUUCUUUCUUAAGUAAAAUUUCUUAGAAAAUUCCUGAGACGCGAUUAGAAUUAAUUUAGUAAAACAGUUUUCAUUGUUACUUACUUAUUAACUUAUAAAUCUUUAUCCAAAUGAUGUAGUUUCGUAGCAUCAUUAUGUGAAACUCUAUAUCUGAAAUAAAAUAAGGAAAUGUAGUCUUUCAAUAUGCAAUAAAUAUAUAGGCGGGAAAGAAUAUAUACAUACAUAUUAUCCCCACAAUAGAACUGAACUAAAUGCAAUAUAUUUUGUUAAAUUAAUACAAUAUUGUACGAAACGCCUUAAUGGAUUAUGGUGUGCGAACGUGCCCCACUAAUUUUACCAGAAGGUGUCGCUGUUGAUUAUUUAUAUGAUUUGACAUUUUAGUGACACCGACACGAUUUCCGUUGUCUCGAUUCCUUUACCUUUUUGACAGGCGGACGUAGAAGCAGCUCUUUUGUCGAGCCGCUAUUAAAAUCUGCUUUUUUCAAUUACAUCGCGUUUUUAAAAACAAUCCAAAAUGGUUGUAAAGAAGCCUAGGCCAAAGAAGAAGCCAGUUACCAAAAAGGUUGCACCAGCACCAUUGGCCGUGAAGAAGCCAGUAGUAAAGAAAGUGGUGAACCAACUUUUUGAGAAGCGCCCUAAGAACUUUGGCAUUGGUCAGAAUGUGCAGCCUAAACGGGAUUUGUCUCGUUUCGUUAAAUGGCCCAAAUACAUUCGUGUUCAGCGCCAAAAGGCUGUAUUGCAAAAGCGUUUGAAGGUGCCACCACCAAUUAACCAGUUUACGCAAACUCUGGAUAAAACCACAGCAGUGAAGACAUUCAAGUUGUUGGAAAAGUACCGCCCAGAGUCGGCUUUGGCUAAAAAGCAACGCUUGAAGAAAAUUGCCGAAGCUAAAGCUAAGGGUAAAGAUGUUCAACCCAAAAAGAAGCCUUCCUUCGUGCGUUCUGGUACAAACACCGUAACCAAGUUGGUUGAACAAAAGAAGGCCCAAUUAGUUGUCAUCGCUCACGAUGUUGACCCCUUGGAGUUGGUUCUGUUCCUUCCUGCACUUUGCCGUAAAAUGGGUGUUCCCUAUUGCAUUGUUAAGGGCAAAGCCCGUCUUGGUUUGUUGGUACGCCGCAAGACCUGCACUGCUUUGGCGUUGACCAAUGUGGAGGCCAACGAUAAGGCGAACUUCGCUAAGAUUCUGGAGGCCAUCAAGACCAACUACAAUGACCGCCAUGAUGAGAUCCGUAAACACUGGGGUGGUGGUGUCCUGGGCUCUAAGAGUUUGGCUCGUAUUGCUAAAUUGGAACGUGCUAAGGCGCGUGAAUUGGCACAAAAACAAGGCUAAACAGCUGAUGGGUGUAUCAGUUAAAUGUUUUGAAUUAUGGGAUUUUGUUAAGCAUCGGGAUGUGAAGACAAAAUGAAAAAGUAAAUAAAAUAGUUUGUACUGAACUUCCAUGAA
Bactrocera oleae (olive fruit fly) is the source of this 1858-nucleotide messenger RNA. RefSeq names its product ribosomal protein L7A (gene RpL7A). Gene Ontology annotation, biological process: ribosome biogenesis; maturation of LSU-rRNA. Gene Ontology annotation, molecular function: RNA binding. The record is from RefSeq and is a predicted model, not a curated record. NCBI's taxonomy places the organism in Eukaryota, Metazoa, Arthropoda, Insecta, Diptera, Tephritidae. Gene Ontology annotation, cellular component: cytosolic large ribosomal subunit.